CUAGGUUGCUAAUGUUAUAACAUUCCUAUCAACCCUCAUGUUAUUUUACAUUCUGUUGUCAACCACAACAUGCCAACUGCUAGGGAAGGUAAGGUGGGCUAUUAUGAGAAUCAGUAGUCAACCGCACCUACUUGCUAAACUGACGGAUAAGACUUAACAAUCUUGUCUAAUGUAUGACAGGAACAUUUGAAAAGGAAGUAGGAAAACAUGGGGUCUGCUGCGCACACAGUGUGUGUGCUCCUGUGUUUUGGGGUCUCAGGAUCAUGCUACACACUCCAGACCGUGGGCCCAUGUACAGUCAACAGAGAGACGGCUGCAUUUGACUGCAGUGGGAAAACACUUACGUCGGUACCACAGCACAUCUGGAUGAAUGUGACCGAGUUGGACCUGUCCGACAAUAAGUUAGACUUAACUCACAGUGACGGCUUCAAGCGUUUGAACCUCUUCAACCACUUGCUCAAACUGAACCUAUCAGGCAACUACCUCCCCCUACUGUUAAAAGAACAUCUUUACAGCCUCUCUUCUCUUGAGGUACUAGAUCUGAGUAGGUGCAAACUGGCCGCAGUGGAGGCAAACGCUCUGACCAGCCUCUCCAGAUUACAGAUGCUCUUUCUGGGGAACAUUCCAUCUGCUGCAGUUCGAGACCUGAGAUUGAACCAGUUUGGUCAACUCGGAGGAGAACUGAAUAUCAGACAGGAAGUGGGAAACAUAGUAAUGAGGAUCAGACACUCAAAACACAUGACACAGGAUCACCACAAUGAUGGAUAUUCUGAGGAUGUCAACCGUGGAGCCUUCCUCCGUAAACUACUCGUAGUGAAAACAACCUCAAACAGUACAAUUAAUGGCUCAAAUCCCACUGAUGAUCCCAAAACCUCUUCAGAGAGCUGGAAGGUCCUUGUGGCUGUUCUGGUGUCAGCUAUCAGCCUCUCCGUUCUUAUCGCUGUGAUGGCUAAAUGCAAAGUCGUGCACAAGUAUCUAGCAAGCUACAGACACUCCAGGCUCAGCGAAGUAGAUGGUACGAGUCAGUGUGACCCUGCCAACUUUGAGGUGGGAUUCUCGACCCAUGGUGGCCCAGGGACUCGCGCAGCUGCACAUACUGAUGACAUCGAAGAGGAUGACGAUGGGUUCAUUGAAGAUAACUACAUUCAAGCAAGUGAGAGUGAGAGAGCCACAAGAGCAGCAGCACUGACUGACGAUGAUGAUGAGGAGGAGGAAAUUGAAUUUAGUAUUGGUUAGCCACAUUAAGUCGACUCUUAUUUUCGUAAACUAUUCAUUGAAUGAUUAAUUGAGAAAAUGAAUACAGUGUCCCCAUUAAUAUUUGAACACUUAAGCCACAUUAAAAGACGUAUGACUCAGAGAACGAUUAAAAAGCCACUUGGUGUAAUGUCUUAUAUCUUAUAACGAAAUAAAAUUCAUACAUUUGUAUAUAGAUGUCCAAAUAGUUUCUAGGGACACUUUAUGAAAGUUUUUGAAAAUGUAUAAAUCAGACACAUUUAUAAUAGCCUAAGUUAAAUUACAUUUUAAUGUAGGCCUUAAUAGCCUAUGUUAAGCAUUUUAUACAAUAUUUGUUAACAUUGUUAAUGAUAGUUAUUAUAAAAAUUUAUUUUAAGUCAUGAUGUAAUUUACCACCCUCAUGAAUCAUAUUAAUAAUAAUUAACCUUUAAUGAGUUGUCCUUCUUGAAUUUGCAUUGACUAUUCCUUGCGUUCUGGAAAAUAUACAUUUUUUUUCUUGUGUUUGUACUUGUACUUGUUUCAAUUUAUUUCUGAAUUAAAUGGUUUUUAUUUUUCAA
This is a messenger RNA of Pimephales promelas (fathead minnow), 1790 nucleotides long. NCBI's taxonomy places the organism in Eukaryota, Metazoa, Chordata, Actinopteri, Cypriniformes, Leuciscidae. The record is from RefSeq and is a predicted model, not a curated record.